AUGUCAUAUGAACAACUUAGGCUAAUCAUGAAGGGGCCUGAGUCCUUGGAUGAGGUGCCCCAAAUGCUACAGUUAAUUAAUUCGUAUAAAGAACAAUUGGAUGGACAAAUUCUGGAAGACAUCGAGCAAUAUAAACGUAAUGUCGAUCUUAAUGAAGACCUACAAAGUUUACUACAACAAUAUCAAACAACUCGUACGAGGGCCGAGGAAACUAAAUCAAAAGUGAACUCUAUCACCAGUGCAAUUCUGCAUUUCGAUCAAUGCAAGAGGAACUUAGUACAAUCAAUGACUAUUAUAAAGAGGCUCCAGAUGUUAAUUAAAGCAAACGAGGAGCUAACAGUGGUUUUAGCGACCCAUGACUACAAGAAAAUAUAUCAUUUCUUUACGGCAGUGAAAGAUUUGCUAAACUUUUUCAAGCCCUAUAAGUCAAUUAGCGAAAUUAAUCAAUUAAGUCUUUCUAUUGGCAAAACUCAAAACAAAUUGGUAGAUGAUAUCUUUAUCGAUUUUGAAGAAUAUUCAAUUAAAAGUCAAGCAAAUGAGGACUUGCUAUAUGGUUGCUUGAUUCUUGAAUCCAUCGACAAUAAGUACAAGGACAAAUUAUUGAACUGGUUUUAUAACCAUCAAUUGAAAGAAAUUAAAUCAAUCUUCGAAGGCGAGGCUGGGUCAUUGGAAAAUUUAGAUCGAAGAUACGUUUAUUUUAAAAACACAUUAAAGGAAGUUCAGGAUGUGUAUUUAAAGGAAUUUCCUCAAGAAUGGUCUAUUGAUAUCGAGUUGAGCAAAAUUUUCUGUAACUAUACUAAACAGGAUCUCUCCGGUUUACUUAACAGCUCAAUGGAUUCAAAAUUACUUCUUGACAGCCUUACAACUACCUUGGACUUCGAAAAGUAUUUAAAUAGCAAAUUUGACACCAGCGAUUUUGAUCGUAUAAUUCUGAGAGUUUUUGAGCCUUUCAUUUCAAUUUGGAUUAAAGAACAAGAUAGAUCUUUAGACGCCAAAUUCUUAGAAUUCAUGUCGAUACCGAAAAUACCUCAAGAGUUCACCUCAACAAAUAACUUGGACGAGUUGAUUAUUCUUUUGAAAGUGAAUAAUGUUCCUAACAUUUCAAACUCCUCCGUUGAACUUUUCAGAACCUUUCAAAAAAUUUUAGCUAGACUUUUGAAAUUAAGUAAUGGAGAAGCUUUGAUUGAAUUGUCAAAGGUCUUUACGAGAUCUUUGUAUCGAUAUAAUGAUAAAAUAUUAUCACCCAUUUUGCCAGCACAAGAUGCUAAUUUGACUGGUAUUGAGCCCAUCAAAUAUUUAACAAUGUUAAUUAAUACUGGUGAUUAUGUUGUAAAUAAUAUAAAUGAUUUAGAAGAAGUAUUCAAAAAUGUGAUAGAUAAGGAGUACAAGGAUAAAAUCGUUUUUGAUCAGGUCCAAGAAGUAUAUUACCGAUUGAUUAGUAAAUCAACCGAUGCUCUUUUAACAAAGAUUUCUAACGAUUUGAAGUUCUCCUGGAGAGAGUUUUCGAACACAAACUGGACCAAUAUGGAAUCUACAAGGGAAACAUCAGUUUAUAUGAAUGAUAUGAUUAAGAGCUUGACAGAUAAUAUUAAGAUUAUUCUUCCCUUAAUUAUACGUGACAGUUUUAGUAAAAACUUCUGCAAUAGACUAGUCGAACUAAUAGUCAACUUAUUUUUGAAUAACCUAAACCUUGCAAAGCCCUUAAGCUUGCUAAAUAUAGAACAGAUUGAAUCUGAUAUAAAGGUUCUAAAAUCAAAAGUUGUCCAAUUCCAGUUAUACUCAAAUCCGAACUAUACUACUUCAAAGGAUGAGCAGACACCUUCCAACUUGUACAUAAAGUUCGUGAACACCCAAUUCAGUAAACUUGAUAUCGUCUUGAAGCUUCUUACCACUCCAACUUUACCCGUUGAUAAUUUGGUCGAGAAUUACUUUCUGCUCAUUGGUGAUAAAUCAGUUAAGAACUUCAAGAAGAUUUUGAGGUUGAAAAAUAUUGAGAAAUCUCAACAGCAAAAAUAUAUAGAGAGCUUCAAGCUUCAAUUAACCAUGGAUAAUGAUCUUGUGGAAGAAUCUCACAUUCUUUCGGUAAUACAAGAUGAGCUGGAGAAAGAAGAGAAAUUGGCGAUUCUGAUUCCCAAAAAUCCCCUGACACCAGAUACGAAAUCCCCAAAACUUCUCACAUCUAAUAUUAAAUUAAACAACUUAAGAGACUUUGCAUUAAGUGGCGAAAAUAGAUUGAAUGAGAAUUUCAGGACUUUCGGAAAGUUCUUUCGAAAGGAUCAUACUAGCGAAAAACCGUUGUGA
Priceomyces carsonii is the source of this 2301-nucleotide messenger RNA. RefSeq names its product Vps53p (gene VPS53). The record is from RefSeq and is a predicted model, not a curated record. The transcript has a single exon. Gene Ontology annotation, cellular component: GARP complex. Bases 1 to 2301 code for a protein of 766 amino acids. Lineage: Eukaryota; Fungi; Ascomycota; Pichiomycetes; Serinales; Debaryomycetaceae. Gene Ontology annotation, biological process: retrograde transport, endosome to Golgi.